This is a messenger RNA of Jatropha curcas, 817 nucleotides long. RefSeq lists its product as uncharacterized. The record is from RefSeq and is a predicted model, not a curated record. NCBI's taxonomy places the organism in Eukaryota, Viridiplantae, Streptophyta, Magnoliopsida, Malpighiales, Euphorbiaceae.
GAGUAAAUCGGAUCACGGGUGGCCACUCGUCAACAUCAAAACCCACUAUAUAAACCCACUUUCUUCAUGUACCCUUAUCAUAAGGUGCAGUAUCUCACCAUAACUCACAAGCCUACUUUGCUUUCCCCUUGAAAAAUAUGCAGCCCAAGCAGUUUCGUUUCACUGUCUUCUUUCUGUUAUUGAUCAUUGGAGUUUCUGUUGGUGGCACCGCUCCUGAAAUGUCUACUGAGCCUAAUUAUGAUCAGGGACAGGGUGGCUCCUCUACUGGGGCUACUGGCCACGGUCAUGGCCCCAACUAUGAUUACAGUUGGGGCUGGGGGUCCAGUCCGGGCAGCGGAUAUGGUUAUGGUUCGGGUUCGGGACGGUCGCCAAAUGGGUUUGGUAGAGGUUUUGGGUUUGGGUCCGGGACUGGAAGCGGAUCAGGAUCAGGAUAUGGUUAUGGGUACGGAAGUGGUGGUGCACAUGGUGGUGGAUAUGGGGCUGGAAGUGGGUCCGGCAAUUCUGGCAGUGGCGGUGCUGGUGAAGGAAGCGGUGGCAGUGGUGGCUCCAGUAGCAGUCACCUGCCCGUUGAUUCCAGGUCCAGAGGUAAAGGCAACCACGGCAAAUGAUACGGAUUUGAAGUCUUGGGGUUGAUUUCUAUCUUUAUAUAAGUCUCCGCAUGGUGUGUAAGCUUAUGACUGAUAUAUAUAUAUAUGUAUUUUUAUAUGUAUUUUUAGUGGCUAACAACGUCUGCUUCUCUGGUCUGUAAAAUUUCACUUGCCUGAAGUAUUUUGUAUUCCAUAAUCCAUAACAUAUAGUAGAACGGAAUUUAGAAGAA